AUGACCAAUCCAGUCGAGAGUAGAAAUGGGAAAAGACAUUGCAAUUUGAAAGUUGUACUACUUGGAGACUCCUCAGUAGGCAAAUCUUCCUUAGUGAUGAGAUAUGUUAUUGGUAAGUUUCAAACAAGUAAUGCGACUAUUGGUGCUGCAUUUAUGACUAAGACAAUUCAACUUAAUGGGGAUAAAGAAGUAACGUUGGAGAUAUGGGAUACAGCAGGACAAGAACGUUAUAGAUCGUUGACUCCAAUGUAUUAUAGAGGUACAGACGUUGCUAUUAUUGUGUAUGAUGUAACAAGCCCUAUAAGUUUAUCACAUGCAGAAACUUGGAUUGAUGAAUUAAAAUCUUAUGUCGAUACAGAGAGAAAUUCAUCAGCAUUAAAGAUAAUCCUCGCUGCGAAUAAAGCCGAUUUGGUAGAUGGUUAUCAACAGCCUGAAGAAUUAAAGAAAAGUCGAAGUGAAAAUUUUUUUGUCGUUAGUGCAAAAUCAGGUGAUGGUAUUGAAGAGCUAUUUGAUGGUGUAGUAGGUGAUCUUCCAGAUGAAAUGUUUAUUAAACAUAGUCAAACAGUUGAAAAUGAAACUAUUCAGAUAGAUAAGAAGUUUUACAAUAUCGAUACAAGUUCUUGUAAUUGUUAA
Maudiozyma saulgeensis is the source of this 633-nucleotide messenger RNA. The record is from the annotation of a GenBank genome assembly. NCBI's taxonomy places the organism in Eukaryota, Fungi, Ascomycota, Saccharomycetes, Saccharomycetales, Saccharomycetaceae.